ACCCACAAACCAAAUCUCUCAUCCUUAUCUCAAACUUUUACUGCUUAUUAAUAAUAGUAAUAAGAUCCAUCAAUUUCCCCACCCAGAAACCUCUUAUCCAUGGCCACUACUACUGUUCAUCAAAUAACAAUGUUUCUUCUUCUUCUAAUUUCUGCACUAGCCUCUUCCCUAGCUGCUGCAAAUGUUCCUGCUUCAAGAAGCCCAGAUAUCCUGGUAGCCAUUGAAGAGAUGCAGAAAGCCAACUACUUCACCUUCGUGAUGCUUAUCAACAUGGCUCCCCUUGAUCUCUUCCAAGCCAAUAUCACUUUCUUGAUGCCCAAUGACCGGACGCUCUCCCGAGCGAUUAUACCAGAGAGCGAUGCCGUUAACUUCCUGCUCCGGCACACCAUCCCUUCAGCGUUGCUGUUUGAGCACCUCCAGCAUUUCCCCACCGGCUCCAUGAUCCCAACUUCCAAGCCUGAUCUUAUGCUCCGGGUCACCAACUAUGGGAGACGCCAGUUUUUCCUCAACACCUCUCGGCUCAUUAGUCCUAAUAUCUGCACCAGAGGGUCUUCCGUCAGGUGCCAUGGCAUUGAUGGGGUUCUGCAGGAGGCCACAAUAAUGGCAAAUGCCUCGCCGCCCCACACGGCUACUUCUCCUCCCGCUGCUAGCGCUGCACCACCCCCCUCAGCUGACCCCGCACCUACACCGCCGCGCACCGGCCAUGAUUCCAGUCCACUGCUCAUUCCUCCACCGGCUGGGUAUGGGGGCGGUUCAAACAGCAGCAACAGCGGACCAAAAUGGGGGUUUUCGGGUUCUCACUGGAUGUGCAUUAUUCAUCUGAUGAUGAUAAGUGUUUACGUUAAUCUUUUAAUCAUAGCGUGAUGAGUUAGUUGGGUAGAA
This is a messenger RNA of Ipomoea nil (Japanese morning glory), 882 nucleotides long. Its product is annotated as FAS1 domain-containing protein SELMODRAFT_448915-like. Lineage: Eukaryota; Viridiplantae; Streptophyta; Magnoliopsida; Solanales; Convolvulaceae. The transcript has a single exon. The record is from RefSeq and is a predicted model, not a curated record. The coding region runs from base 100 to 864 and encodes 254 amino acids.